Molecule: messenger RNA, 2318 nt
Organism: Fukomys damarensis (Damara mole-rat)
Lineage: Eukaryota; Metazoa; Chordata; Mammalia; Rodentia; Bathyergidae
Gene: Tmem218
Product: transmembrane protein 218
Exons: 5
Coding region: 242-589 (115 amino acids)
Source: RefSeq, a predicted model, not a curated record
AUAUGCGUUGCCCUAAACCGCAGCAAACCUGAGCUAAUAAGGGGACAGCUGAGCGUUGAAAAAGCUUCACUGAUUAGCCAAUAUAAACUCACCUAAAUGAAAGCCCACUUGUGAUUCGCCCUAAGUAGACCAAAACCCGGGUGACUAGAACAUACUGGACCUUGACUUGACAUUUUCUUCCUUUUGUGAAUAAGAACUCUGACAACACAGUGAAGAAAAUUCCUGUCCUGGGACUGCCUGGAUGGCAGGCAUGGUGCUGGGAGUGGGUGCUGGCGUGUUCAUCCUUGCCCUGCUCUGGGUAUUGGUGCUGCUGCUGUGUGUGCUGUUAUCCAGAGCCUCCGGGAUAGCUAGGUUCUCUCUCAUUUUUGUAUUCCUCACUGCUCUGAUCAUCACAUCCGUUCUGUUACUCUUCCCCCGAGCCAGUGAAUUUCCAGCCCCAGGAGUCGAAAUGAAGAUUGUGGAUGCCUUUUUCAUUGGGCGCUAUGUCCUGCUGGCUUUCCUCAGCGCUGUCUUCCUCGGGAGCCUCUUCUUAGUUCUAACUCACCAUGUCCUGGAGCCGGUCUACGCCAAACCACUGCGGUCCCCCUGAGCACUGUCCAGGAAGCAGAGAUCCUGGCCUCCUGUGCUUCAUGUGGCUGCCAUUGAUGAGCAGAAAGUCACUCUGCGGAGCCUUGUUUUUACAGCCUUCGUGUUUUAAGAGCAGAAGGAGAGUCAGUCCUCACUGAGAUAACUGUCUUGAGUCCUGGACUCUAGAAACAGGGUUGCGAAAUUGUUCCUGUGGGACAUAGUCUCAUCUGAUUGUUGUCUUCUUGCUGUCUGUACUUUGGGAAUUUUGUCAGUUUGGAAAGGGAAAUAGUCAUCUGCUUACAGCAGAUUUUCAGUAGUUACUAGUAAGUGGAUUUUGGAGGACUUUGGCUUCUGCUGUCUAGUAGAAGAAUCUGGGCCUUUUUGGUAAGAGUGUGAAAAAAAAAAAUUUUUUUUUGUACCGUGGAAUAAACCCAGGGUCUUCACACUGAGCUACAGCCCCAGACUUUUUUUAUGAGACAGGGCUUGCUGAGUUGUUCAGGUAGGACUUGAACUUCCCAUCCUCCCACUUCAGCCUCUCAACUGCUGGGAUUACAGGUAUGUGUGAGAUUUCUAAUUAUGAGGUUGGACUCACUUAGAAAGGAAAGGUACUUAAAUGCAAAAGUUAUUUUCAUGCAUAAUGUGGAAGGCUUAUUUAGAUGUUAUCAACCAGUCUGCGUAUAAUUCCACAGAACUCUAUAAAGGUAACAGGAGUCACUUUCCUCUUCGCUAAUAAAGCAAUAAACAACACUCAACAGCUAACUUUCACAUCACACUUUUAGCCACAGCUUUCUGAAGCUAGCAAUCUUACAUUUGAAGGUUGUUUGGGAAUUAGAGGGGAGGUUUAUAAAUGGUGGGUGUCUGCCAUAAAUCUCUGGAUCCUUUUUCUUCUAGGAUCUGUGGUCUCUGUGUGCCUCAUUUAAUUACCAGAUGAGUUUUUUGGGGGUUGUGAUCUCUUUUUAUCUUUUAAUGCUUUCUCCGAGCUAGUUGAGAAUGUACAUUCUCGACAUUAGAUUCUGAUACCUGUCUAAUCUCCCAGACUCCAUGAAGUUUGUCAUUAAAUGGAUGGGCUGUGGUCCAGUCUGGAGCUCUGUAUAGUGUCCCGUGUGAGUCCGUAUCAGGAGGCUGAAGGAUCUGCACUGAAAGCCAGGAGACAAUGUCCAAGGUGAAAGCUAAAACUGGAGCUCUUCCAAAGGAAACAGAAGCUAACCUUCCUUCUUCAGUUCCCUUUUAAAAGCAUUCUGGCAAUGAUCUUCCCUAGGGUGGGUCUUCCACACCCGACUAUGCUGAGCCAGUUUAGUUGGGCAUUAUUUACUCAAAUCAGUCAACCAUCACACCCACUAAGCUCUGUAGAAUUUUGAAAGCUUCAGGGAGAUUAAGGCCACUUCUCCAUGCUUUCUGGCCUGAAUCCUGUUGUUAGGGUAGGGAGGUUCCCCAGUCCUGUCUCCCUUGAGGGGCUCAGCCCUAAAUGUCAGGCAAGAGCUGCUGUCUAGCAAGAGUUCUGGGCUGGUGUCAGGUGGAGUUGUCACUCCACUUAAAACAUCUCCUUCAUCUCCUUCGUUUGGGAAAGCUUUGCAGAGAAAGCUUUCUUCAGAAAGCCUUAAAGGAAAUCAUUUUUUCCAGUUUAAAAAAAAUUUAUGUUUUUAUCAGCACACAUUUGCCGUACAUGACAGUCGCGAUCAUAGGGAAUUUCUACCUAUAUAUAAUAGGUCUUAAUUCUUUUUUUCCCGUUCACCUCCCCAUUUACAAAAUCU